AGCCCGCCAGGACCCUGUGAACAGCGGGAGCAAGAAGGGGGCACACAGAGCACUCGCGGACCCAGCCUCCAUUGCAGUCAGAGGCGCUUCCCCUCGGACCCGGACUCUGCCUGUGCGGGCCGAGUUACACACAAGAAAUUGCCGAGACGCGCCGCGCGGUUGGUUUGUAAAAAGCGCCCCGAGAAGCAACAAAGGAGCCGGGAGAGGAAGCCGCCCCCGCGCUCACACAAAGGGGACCCGCCCUUGGACCUCGAAAGAGACCCACCGCCCGUCCUCCCCCACCUCCCUGCCCCUGCGUUUGGGGACCCGGACCCUGCCCGCCCGCGCCGCGCUCCGAGCGAUGGUCAACAUGCAAGUGUGCGCCCUGGAUUGCGAGGCGCUGCGGGGGCUGCUGCAGGACCGCGCUGCCCAGUGCCUGGUGCUGGACUGCCGCUCCUUCUUCUCCUCCAGCUAUGCUGGCCGGGGAACAGGGCAUUUACGCCUCACCAAUGCUAACAAGACUUUCCCCGUUUUCUCUCCCCAUUCGGCCGUGAACACUCUCUGUAGGGAGGCCAGGAACACGCGCAUCUGCUUCCUCAGGGGAGGGUACGAAGCCUUCUCUUCCGCCUGCGCUGAGCUGUGUACCAAGCCAACCGCUCCCACGGGCCUGAGCCUGCCUCUGAGUGCCAACAGCAUGCCUGGCAGUGCGGAUUCCGGCUGCAGCUCCUGUGGAACCCCGCUCUAUGACCAGGGUGGGCCAGUGGAAAUCCUACCAUUUCUCUACUUGGGCAGUGCCUAUCAUGCCUCCAGAAAGGACAUGUUGGAUGCUUUGGGAAUCACCGCCUUAAUCAAUGUCUCAGCAAACUGCCCCAACCAUUUUGAGGGGCAUUACCAGUACAAAAGCAUUCCAGUGGAGGACAACCAUAAGGCUGACAUCAGCUCCUGGUUUAACGAAGCCAUCGACUUCAUAGAUUCUGUUAAAAACGAUGGUGGAAGGGUAUUUGUGCACUGCCAGGCUGGCAUCUCUCGCUCAGCAACCAUCUGCCUUGCUUAUCUCAUGAGGACCAAUCGAGUCAAAUUAGACGAGGCCUUUGAAUUUGUGAAGCAGAGGAGAAGCAUCAUCUCCCCAAAUUUCAGUUUCAUGGGGCAGCUGCUUCAGUUUGAGUCUCAAGUCCUAGCCCCUAACUGCUCCGCAGAGGCUGGAAGCCCUGCCAUGUCUGUAUUGGACAGAGGAACGUCAACCACCACAGUCUUUAACUUCCCAGUCUCUAUCCCUGUACACCCUUCAUCCAGUGCUUUAAGCUAUCUACAGAGUCCCAUCACCACUUCUCCGAGCUGCUGAAGAAUAGAGGAACAUUUAUUCAGAAUACAAAAACUUGACUCUUGUCUAAAAAGUGCAAUAACCAUGGGGACAGUGUCUUCAGUCAUGUGAGUUCGCAUGGGGUUCCAUCCAUCUCAGAGUAACUUAUCACAAGCACAAAGGGGCUGAUGUGACUCCAGAGAGCUAGUUCUUCCUUGAAUUUGCUGGCAUAUUUUUGACCAAUAUCUGGAUGUCUACAAAGGAGACAAAGAACACAGAAUGCUGUUUUCUUCUUCUGAAUUACUCCUCCUUUGUCAGGUUGAAAAGACUAGUCCUUGUUCAGUAGCAUACCCACCAGUAUUCCCAUUUCUGGACAUUCUAAGCAACAGAGAUUAUGUUCCAUUUUAUAUAAAAGUCCUGUUUAUUUAUUUUAUGUAGAAGCAUUGUUCUUGCCUUUACAAGCCUGAAGUUUCAUUUCUAAAGAAACCAAAUACCUCAGUAUUUUUUGGGUACUGUAAUCCUGUAAACACAUCUUAAACUGUUCCCACUUCCUAAGCACUGACAUGAAAGCACCAGAUGAGUGCUUUUUUAGUUUCCAAGGGUUGUAUGUUUGCUGAUUUAUUUAUGAUGUGAAAUAAUAUAUUUCUUCUUAUGAAAGAAGACAUGGUUUUGUUACAUGAUUAUGACUUUUUAUACAAAUAGAAUAAAUUAUGAUUUUUCUAAUGAAA
Molecule: messenger RNA, 2007 nt
Organism: Pelodiscus sinensis (Chinese soft-shelled turtle)
Lineage: Eukaryota; Metazoa; Chordata; Testudines; Trionychidae
Source: RefSeq, a predicted model, not a curated record